Drosophila nasuta is the source of this 1960-nucleotide messenger RNA. It is a transcript of the gene Nipsnap, whose product is annotated as protein nipsnap. The transcript is spliced from 6 exons. The record is from RefSeq and is a predicted model, not a curated record. Gene Ontology annotation, cellular component: mitochondrion. Lineage: Eukaryota; Metazoa; Arthropoda; Insecta; Diptera; Drosophilidae. Bases 214 to 1041 code for a protein of 275 amino acids.
UAUCGCCAAUUUAUUUAUAGCACAAAUUUUUUAGUUUUCUUUUUGUUUAAAUAUAAACAUAUACAUAACAACUUAUUAGCAAAUUAAUUAUAAAAAAAAUCGUUUUUUUUUUAAUACAAAAACCCUGGAUAAAAGACUGCAACACGCAUUACAGUUUCCCAUCCCAACCAUCCAACGUAUUUUGAUCCCGUCAUCAUCGUCGUCAGUGCGAAAAUGUUGAACAUACGUAACAUCUGCUCCCUGGCCAACAAUAAUGCCGCUCUAAUCGCUAUCAGAUCAAUCUCAACGACAGCCAGCUGUCGGGACUCGGAAUCAUGGUUCUCCAAGCUGUUGGUGCGCAAAAUUGAACCCACCAAGGAGUCGCACAGUCGCAUGCUCAGCGACAAGGAAAUCAUCUAUGCCCUCCACACGCAUAAUGUGCGUCCCGAUUCCAUGGGCGCCUACCUGAACAACUACAAGAACACUGUUGGUCUGAUCAAUGACAAAAAGUCGAGUUUGUCGUGCAAUUUGGUUGCCUCAUGGACUGUCCAAGUGGGCGAUAUGGAUCAGUGUCUGCAUUUAUGGAAAUACACUGGAGGCUUUGAGAAGAUCGAUCAGGCCAAGGAGGAUCUGUGGAAUGAUCCCGAGUAUCUCAAGCUGAUGAACGAACGUUCGAAAUUCUUGCGUUCCCGCCAUCUCCAAUAUCUGUUGGCCUUCAGCUAUUGGCCACAAAUCGAGAGUCGCGAGGGCAAAAACAUUUACGAAAUGCGUUCUUACCGCUUGACGCCGGGAACGAUGAUCGAGUGGGGCAACAAUUGGGCGCGUGCGAUCAAUUUCCGUAAGCACAACAACGAGGCAUUUGCUGGAUUCUUCUCACAGAUCGGACGUCUCUAUAACGUGCAUCACAUUUGGUGCUACAAAUCGCUGCAGGAUCGCAAGGAGACCAGAGAGGCUGCUUGGCGUUCUCCUGGCUGGGAUGAAUGCGUCGCUUACACUGUGCCCCUCAUCCGUGAGAUGCACUGUCGCGUCCUUGCCCCCACCGAGUUCUCGCCCUCACAAUAGAGAGAGAGAGUGAGAGAGGAAGAGAGUGAGGGAGAGGGAAUGUGUCGUCAAGCUGAUAUGUGGAACUGUAGAUCGGCUCUAAACUAGAUUGCUUGUAAAUAAUGACAGCAUUUUUACCGAUGCUCACACACACACACACAUACACGAACACACACACACACAACCAUUUAUAUAUAUACCUUGUAAUUUCUUAAGAUACAAACACAACAACAACAACAAAAAGAGUGCAUUUGUUUUCGAGCGUUUUACAUUUGUUUCCAAAAGAAAGAAAAAAAUCAUCAAACUAAAAGUGAAAUUAAAAAAAACACACACACAUGUUAACGUUAUAUUAUAUACUACUAUAUUAUCUACGAGAAUAAAUCGUAAAUGAAUUUGCAAAUGUUUCAAUUUUAUCUUUAUCAAUCUGGAUCACAGCAUUAACUUUAAAUCAUUAUACUGACUAAACUAAGAAAGUUAUUGACUUGAUUUAAACGCAGAAUUUUAGUUUAAUGUUUUAACCUUAAAACAUAUUACUUUAUUUACUUUCUCACUUUUUAUUUUCUAUAUAAAUUCUCACAACGAAAACAUACAAAAAAAAUUCGGUUUUAAUUUAAACACUUGAGCUUUUAGCUAUAAAAUUUCAGUUGCAUUAGCUCUUGAGUUACUUUUGUAUUAAGUUUUACAGACUGGAUAUUAUAAACAGCUGACGGAUAGAGAAUUAAAGCGUUAUAUAGUAGAAUCUAGUAAUGCUGCUUGAUUCACUUUAACUUUGUGCUUACAUUUGUAAAUUAACAUUUAUAUUCCCUUUUAUAGUUUAUCGAAUUGUGUUUAUAUUUCCAUUUUCAAUGUUUCUCAUAUACGAUUAUCAUCAUUAAAUUGACAACUUUUCAUUAUAUUCAUAUCUUGGAUAAUUUGUUUUGAGCACAUUAAAAUAAACUUC